AUGUUUGGAAUCGUAGCAUUUUUCGCCGCUCUUGUCGGAGCCUGCCAGGGCGUCAACUUUGACAUCGCGCCCUAUAACACUUCUGUGGAGAUCGGGAGCACAGCCACUAUGGCAUGUAUCGUCAGCAACCUCGGAUCCGACAGUGUCACGUGGAAAAAGGUGUCUGGUUCCUCAACGACCACCAUCUCCCUGGGUACCCAAAUUCUAGCCAGUUCCACCAAGUACUCCAUUGUGGGAACGUACAACUUGACUAUAUCCAAUGUGGCGUCAGAUGAUAUUGCAUUAUACCAGUGUACUGUCGGCUCCACUACCCAGGAAGCCUAUCUUCUGUCAGUCGUUCUACCUACAAAUGUAUCUGUCUACUGGGAAAGCUCUCCAUCUGCUGGGUCCACUGUAAACCUUACAUGUAAGGCUACAUAUGGAAACCCACCUCCCUACCUUCGCUGGUACAAAAACGAUGUGGAUUUCACACAAGAUGCUUAUUACUACACUGAAAAUACACUCUCCAGUGGGUAUGGUGACGCCAAGAGCUCUGUAGCCAUUGACCUGGUGUCUACUGACCAGGACAAGCUGUUCCGUUGUGAAGUUCACUUUGAAGGCUGGUAUCGGGCUAUGGAGUAUACUCUACAGACACAGCUCAGUGGUAGCAGUGCUCUAAAGAGUCAGGGCAUCCUAGCCAUCUUAAUGAUAGCAGCAAGUGUUCUCUUAAGGAACAUGUAA
Ylistrum balloti is the source of this 720-nucleotide messenger RNA. RefSeq names its product junctional adhesion molecule C-like. The record is from RefSeq and is a predicted model, not a curated record. Gene Ontology annotation, molecular function: cell adhesion molecule binding. Gene Ontology annotation, cellular component: cell-cell junction. Gene Ontology annotation, biological process: cell-cell adhesion. Lineage: Eukaryota; Metazoa; Mollusca; Bivalvia; Pectinida; Pectinidae. The transcript is spliced from 6 exons. The coding region runs from base 1 to 720 and encodes 239 amino acids.